GAAGGGAUCGUCAUCUGCAAAUCAGCCUCCGGAUAUGCUCCCAUUAAAGGAGCUGUGGUGAGAAUUAAAUGUUUGGAAGUGGACAAUGAAGGGUAUGAGACGGUUUCAGUGUCAUGUCAGACCAUGCCAGUCCAACUGAUGCCAAGGGCUAUUUCUUCAAGACUCUGCAUUCUAACAACAAGCUGGUCAAGAAUUCAUGGGAAAAUUGCAAGGCUAGCUUUCCUCGAGCAAUCUCCACAGGAGGAAUGUAGAGUUCCAAGCAAUGUGAACAGAGGAAUCGAUGGUUACAAGCUGUCUUCUCGUCGCAUUUUGCAAGACAAGCACCUCAAAUUAUACCCAGUUGGACCUUUCUUUUAUACACCGGAGCACAAACCUAUGGUGAACAGAGCACCGGCGGGUGGCUACUAA
Messenger RNA from Linum tenue, 408 nucleotides. The record is from the annotation of a GenBank genome assembly. Lineage: Eukaryota; Viridiplantae; Streptophyta; Magnoliopsida; Malpighiales; Linaceae.